This is a messenger RNA of Wickerhamiella sorbophila, 438 nucleotides long. RefSeq lists its product as hypothetical. NCBI's taxonomy places the organism in Eukaryota, Fungi, Ascomycota, Dipodascomycetes, Dipodascales, Trichomonascaceae. The transcript has a single exon. Bases 1 to 438 code for a protein of 145 amino acids. The record is from RefSeq and is a predicted model, not a curated record.
AUGUACUCUUCAUGUCUCAAGCUCACAACCGCUGAAAUCCGUCUGACAUCUUUCCCCAAUGGUUCCUGCAGUCAUGAUGAAGUGGUGACCCCAGUGCCUUUGUUCUCGCAGAGAGCGCACAAGCAUGACCAAGAGGACCACGAGCCGACCUUACCUGGGUAUUCCGGGGCCACCUCGCCCAUAUGGUUGGACAGACGACGGGAGAUUAUGAUGGGGGGGAUGGAUUUACAGGUUUUGCACCAACGCAGCGUCGCCUUUUCACAGUCAUCGCCAGUGAUGCACGAAAGAGCAACGGAACCCAGACGAGUAGCACAUCCUCCGGAUCUGGAUGGCACGCUGGCGGAUUCUGAUUUUUUAAGAAGCUCCCACCUAGACCAGCUGCUGUCGGCCACAUUAACCUCGUUGGAGUCUCUGCUUUUUCUGUCUGGGCCCAGCUAA